AUGUCACGCAGACAGUGGAUAGCGCUGAGGGUGCUAGAAGCACCUUCUCUUCCUGAAAAGGACCCUCCUGAUGUGCCACUAGAGCCGAAUAGGCCUCCCAACGCUCAAAUCCCCGACCCUGUUCCCGAUCCUACUAGGUCAGGUGAGGAGAUGCCAAUACCCAGUGAUGGCCUCGACAAGUCUGUCGAGAUCGUCGACACUGUUGGUGAUCAAGCAUCGACUCAACCUCAAGAGCUGGUCAACAACCAGCUCAAAGAAAUCAUGCAGACGUUGAUGAGCCUAGUGGCUCAAACCAACACAACAGAUGAUAGGCUUGAUCGCCUAUACACGCAAGUAGGGAUCGCUCUAGCGCAUCUCAUGAAGAACGAUGAGGACCUCAAAGAGGUAAAGGUGGGACUUAUUCAUCCCAACCUAGAGUUGGUACAACACCAACCCCCAAUUAAUACGCCUCAACUUGGGGCACCUAGUGCAUUCUCGCUUGAGCAAAUUGUUGCUCAAGAACAGGAACCAAACCAUCAGGGAAACCAGAUGGAUGAAGACAACAUAGUUGUAGUCAACAAUGACUACAUACAAACUACUAAGUUCGUCCCUGUGCCAGGACACCCAAGUGCCCUCCUUUCUCCCUGA
This is a messenger RNA of Cantharellus anzutake, 627 nucleotides long. RefSeq lists its product as uncharacterized. The record is from RefSeq and is a predicted model, not a curated record. Bases 1 to 627 code for a protein of 208 amino acids. NCBI's taxonomy places the organism in Eukaryota, Fungi, Basidiomycota, Agaricomycetes, Cantharellales, Hydnaceae. The transcript has 2 exons.